Molecule: messenger RNA, 2483 nt
Organism: Drosophila obscura
Lineage: Eukaryota; Metazoa; Arthropoda; Insecta; Diptera; Drosophilidae
Product: activating signal cointegrator 1 complex subunit 2
Exons: 5
Coding region: 125-2341 (738 amino acids)
Biological process (GO): regulation of DNA-templated transcription
Molecular function (GO): ubiquitin binding
Source: RefSeq, a predicted model, not a curated record
UCCAUGCGCAGCUGCUUUGCUGGAACAAUUUCAUGAAAUUCACAAAAUUUUAUGUUUAACUGUAGAUAAACCUGCUGCAAUCAACAUACAAGACAAAUAGUUGUAAUUAAGCAGAGGAAAAGCCAUGCUGGACAACGACACCAGCAACAACAAUUGCAAUCCACAGAAACUGCCACUCGGUGAUCUAAAGUUUGCCCUAUCUGGACAGGAUGGCGUCAAGCGGCAUGUCCCAGCUCUGGAUGAGCAUUGGGUGAGACGAGAGAAGCCCUUUGGUAGCUACAUUUGCCUGAUGAGCUCCUAUGGCAAGCUUAAGACUGCAGCCGCACUGGAGGAAUGGACAUUUACGGCCAACAAUUGCCGUCAGGAUUUGGAGUUUCUGCUCAGCCUGAGCCAGCACGAAUUCUGGUCGUAUAUGGUGUACGAGGAGUCGGCUAUGGCUGCCAUUGUGACAUUCCUGCAACGAGCCAAUCCAUACUACAGACAGCCCGAUGUCAGUGAUAAUUCCGCACAGGAUAAGGAGAUCGCUCAGGCCAACCAACUGUAUGGCCAGCUGCUCCGACUCGUUGUGCGACUGGUGAUGCGUCUCUGCACCGCAAAAGAAUCGGCCUCCGAAUGGAUUACACCCCAGCAGCACAGCAGCCUGCUGUACAGCAACUAUUUGAUCUCCGUGCCGCUUCUGUUCGAUCUGGCCAUUGCCGUGGGCGACUCGGAGCCCCGAAAUGUGGCCCUGCUGAAUCAGAUCUUUGACAGCGUUCUGCGCAUUCAGCCGGAGUACAAGAACGACAUUAAGGAGGCGGUGGCCUUCUAUGAGAGUGCCUUCCUCAGCAUGCAGAUUCAGGUGGAGAACGAGGGCUGCGAGGGCGCCGGCGGUGGAGCGCCAAUUGACGGUGAUCUGGAGACGCCCUACGAUGAUGUGGUGCUCUUUGCCUUGGACUGUGCCUAUACGCUGCGUCUGUUGCUGCAGCUACGCCCAGAGCUGGUGGAGACCAUCGAAGAGCUUCGCUUGGUGCAAAGCAUUGCCAAUUUCUAUGAUCUGACUGUUCCCAUGCUCUACAAGAACAUCUAUAUGGUGAAUCCCCAAGCGAAUUCCCUGCGCUGGCUGAAUGAGACUCGCCAGCAAUUCCUGGGCGUGGUGCGGGACGUCAUCAGCUCACAGCUGGCGAGCGGACGCGGCCAGAAGCUGGUGGAGCUGCUGCAGGAGUGCCUCUCCGCCCAGACAUUUGUGGUGGACUACCAGCGACAGUAUCCGCUCGAGCAUGACAUGCAAAUGCUGCUCAAUCGCUGUCCCAAUGUAAAGAACUACAAGGUGGACUUUGUGGUCUCUGGCUAUCAGAAGGCUGUCAGCACUUGCCCCAGUGGCGUCAUGGCCGAUGAGCUGGACAGUAUCGUGGACUCCUUUGACGCCGAAGAGGAGGAGGACUCUACGCCCACCUCGCCACUGCCUCAACCCCCGUCGAAUGGGUCGACGCGCGACAUUGAUCUGGAGGUCAGCGCUGUGCUGGAUGUGCUGCCCGAUCUGGGCAUGGGCUUCAUACGUGCCCUGCUCACGCGCUACGAGAACAGCGAGCAGGCGAUUGCAGCCAUUUUGGAUGACAAUCUGCCACCGGAUCUGGCCGAGAUGGAUCGCCAGAAGGUCUACGUUCCGCCCGAUCCGCAGGAUAAGCUCCAGAGCCAGACGGGCAUACGACACUACAAUGUGUGCGACGGCGAUCGCUAUGAUGUUCUCACACAGGACAAGCCCGAGUGCAUUAUCAAGCAGGGCAAGGGUCUGCCUGGCGGUCCGCGCAAUGCCGAGCAGCUGCUCGACGACAAAAGGGAUGUGAAAAAGCUGAAGGAGCGCUACCAGCAGUAUGCCAUGGUCGAAGAGUCGACCCACGAUGACGGUGAAUACGAUGAUGAGUACGAUGACAGCUACGAGGCCCUCAACGAGGGUCAAGCACCGCCAGUGAGUCUGCUGCGUGCCCGUAUGCAGGCGGCGGCUGUGUCCUCCUCCUCGCACGCGGCUGCCUACGAGACCCAGGACCAGGAGGAGGAUGACGAGGAUAGCUCCGAUAGCAAGUCCGACAAGGGGACGGGGUCGCGCGGUGGCGCCGACUUCUGUGAGAAUCCGGAGGUGAUCCGUGCCCGCUACCAGCAGCGCCAAAUGGCCAAAUACGGACAGCAGCGCAGUGGAGGUGGACCACAGCCGAGUGCUGCCGUCACUGGGGCGCCCAAGGGCCAAGGCCAGACGCAGCAGACCCAACGCAGUCGCGGCCAAAAGGAGGCGCACAAAUCCUCGCGUGCCAAUCACAAUCGCAAGGCAGGUGCAGCCUUCAAGCGCAGCAAAGGCAUGAUGUCCUAGUUCCAAACAGACCCAAGCAAAAUAAAAUCCUGGCACGCUUUUGGUUGAUUCCAAGCGUACACAUGACUCUCCAUAUAAUAUAAAUGUAAUUGGCAUAGAUUAACUAGCUAAGAUUAACUAUAGCAAAACGAAAAACAAUCAU